UAAUAGACACCUGUUAUUUUUUUCUAUAUCGGUGUGGUCAAAUCUGGAAUACGUUAUUUUAGUAAUUGUUUCGAAUAGCUCUUAACGUUCAGGGUCAUUUAUCUAAAGUUAAGUAGUUGUAAAUUGGACGGGAAAUUGUGCAGAGGUAUGAAAUAACAAUGAGUUUAUCUUAUCAUUUGUGUUAAUGUCAGUCCUAGUGGUAAACGAACGGAAUUUAAUACCUUCGGAACAAUGUCACUUCUUUAAAACCGGGAUAUCCGUUACAAAAGACAGUCAAACUGUCAAAACUUCAAUUAUUAUAGAAGUGGUAUGUAAGACUAGUGUUUUAAACACUCUGAUAGCUUUAUUUCGUUCUUUUUCGAACAGCUAAUGAUAAUCAUUAUUACGCAGGUUUUUUUCGUUCACGUGCAUAGAAAAUAAUAAUUACUGGAGUGACAAUGAAUAAUUAUGUUAUGAAAUUGAGUGCUGGGACCCCACUUAAGAAAGUUCUUUUUUUAAAUUUUAAAGGCAUGUAGUUAAUUAGAAAGACUUGGAUUAAGUGUAUAUAACAAACAAUGGCGACAUGAUUGAUUUUCUGGUUUUGUGUUACCACUUCAGUUGUAAAAAGUUGUGAACAGUUUCGAUGUGUCAAAGGGUGCAGUGAUCAGCUGAUUGGCUUCGAAAGAUACGAGAUUAGAAAACAGUGAAAUCGUUCAUUUGUUGGAGAUAAAAAAGAAAAUGGAGUUUAUGAAAUAUUCACUGCAGAUUUAUAAUGAUUGGGUUCACGUCGGGUUUUUUGAUGGAUGACUUCCGAAAAGUUUAUCUGGCUGUUGGACAAUAUCAAUAAACAAAGUCAUAAGACACAAGUUUAAAACUUUUUGAAGUGAAGAUAACUUUAUCUUAUUUUAUUUCCUGAUAAUAUUCAAUUGUGAAAGAAAAUAUUACCACUGAUGCAGAAAGGUGAUGAUAAAUUCAGAUGUGAGGAGUGUUAUUAGAUCGAAAAGUCAACAUAAAUGUUCGAUGUUUCAAGACUUGAAGUUUUCCAAGUAAAAAAUACUUGACACACAAUGUGAGUUGUUUAAAUCGAAAUUAUCUGACUAGAUAAAGUGUUAGAAAUCAAAAGAUAUUUUUGCGCUGUGUUAUUUUUCGAUAUAGAGGACUUCAAAUGUGUUUAUUUUGAUUUGGGACACGUUGGACUAUGUGUGAGUGUUGGAAAUUAUAAGUUAUCAAAAUUGUUGAUAUUUUUGUAUAGUGGACACGAUAUUUUCUUGUCUCUGCCUGCAGGACCCCUUUUAUUUGCCCCGAAAUUGGGAUCAAUGGGUUCACGUUUUUAUUUUUUGGAUUUAUAUCGGACAUAUUGAGCCCGCGUCAGUGUUUUUCGGAAGUAUGUGUGAUGUUCAAUGUUAAGCAUUAGUGAGAGUGUGGGCUCAUUAGGCUGGGGAAUGAGGGACCGUUGGACACGCCCUCCUACUAGACGUAGGGCCCUAAACCGGAUCUACCGCACGCGGUCCUUACCAUCGGAGAAACUCUACGAAUAUAUGCAGGAUGAUGGUGCGGAGGAGGGGGAGUGGUGCCUGGUCAGUUGCCAUGGAGACAGACACCGCCUGCCCAAGACCAUGAUCUUUCUGGGAAAGGAGGAGUGUGACAUUGAUAUACAGGCUGAGGGAGUGGACAAGCGACACGCUGUGGUUACAUUCGACCAUUACUUGCGACGUUUCAAGAUCAAAGACCUCAGCACGGAAUCAGGGACAUUUGUGAAUAACUCCGGGAUCCCGGAGCAAGAGUAUGUGGUCCUUGAGCAGCACGACACCCUCCGACUUGGAAAUGAUCAUUCGUUAGUAUACAGAAUGGAGCGCUACGAGGAAGAACCGCCAGGGCGGAAGGAGACCGAUAACCUCUAUCCCCAUGAGACAUCUAGCUCCGUUGCCGACCUCUCUCACCAUACCAACACAAAUGGUCACCAUGACGACGACCUCCCAAACUGGGCUAGCUCCCAGCAACAUAAUGAGGACCUGCAAAGUCCUAUGGCAGAGUGUCGGGGUUGCAUAGCGGAGCAGCGUAUUGAGCACACAUGUGCGGAGGGUUGUCACGAGUCGGAAACUGCCCACCGAGACCUUGAUCGGAGCUAUAGUGAAACUAGCAUCGCCUCAUUCAGUCUGGGAUGUAACACAUGGCCGAAGAAGCGUUACAAGGGGUCGAUCAAGAAAACUGCGCAGGAGAUAUUCGCUGCGAUGGAUGAGGAAUGCUCCAACGUCGACGGGCUAAUCGACACAGUCCCCAGUCGCGUUUUACGGGGAACCGGAGCCCCCAUGAAUAUUCUCCCUAAUGAAUUAUCCACAGUGAAAAAGGGGACACCACUCUAUGGUCAGCCAAAAUGGUGGGGAGAGGAGGAGGAAUCUGAUCUCAAUACACAGCGGCAGCGGGCAAGCAGUAUGGAGGGCGCCCCAGCUGCCACAAGUCCACGGACAAAUGUCUCACAACCUCCUGUCCCUAAACCAGGGGAGGCGGGCACGGACACCAGCAGCGAUGUGCCAAACGCCAACAACGUGCCAACUAGCAACAACACCAGCACCACUAAUCCCACAACCAGCACUACUCCCGAGGGCAUAGCCAACAUGGCCUUCACCAUCGAUUUUGGCGACGAACCAAAGUCGGCAAACGUGGAGGGCCGAAGUCUGGGAGACUUUAUGCCACCGAAGUUGCGGAAGAGUUUCCGAGAAAGACAAGAAUCUAAAUCAUCGUCAAAGGCGUCUAAAUCAUCGUCAGAGAAAGUCACUCCGGAGAAAAGUAAAUCCACUGUUCAUGCUGUAGAUAGACACAAAGUUACUACUACUUCUAAGACCACUCCGGAGAAACCAGCGAGCACUGUCCAGGUUCGUGCAGUAUCAGAAGGCCGUGAGGUCUCCCCGAUCUGCCAACAUAAGAUUGACGAGGUUUGGGCCACGGAAUCCGCUACUGCCAAGCGUCUCCGAAUGAUGAGCAAAUCAUCGUCAUCGAAAAGCACAGAGGAUGAUAGUGUUGAAAGCUCUUAUACUAAAGGUACCAAAUCAUCUACCCUAAAGCGUCAUGGUAUGAUGCCUGUAUCGGCCCAAUCCAAGCCCAAGUCUGUGAUACGUGCCCGAAAAGCCACCAGUCAGGAGGUGCUAGCUCCCUCUACGCAAUAUAACAAAAACUCGGCAUACUUGAUAGACAAAAUGUUCCGGAAAAAUUCUACCGGCAGUGUGGAUAGUCUUAAGCCCAAGGGCUCAGAUGGUAUAAUAACGGAGCAUGACUUGUAUCAUGAGUCGAUAAAAUAUGAUACGGACCAAGCAAAACUGUCUCAGUCGUUGGAUUUUAUGAACAAAAGAUCGGUUGGUGAAAAAAACAUUGAAGAUAAGCGUGAAAUUCAGAAAGUUCGAUCAAAAGAGGUGAUUCCGUCUUCAUUACUAAAUAAAUCAAAUAAAUCCAGUUUGGAGGAGUUACAAGUUCCGAAAGAGGAGGAUAAAAUAAGUGAAGCAGGAACGUACACGAUAGAAGAUGAAAAAGAUAGGUUAGAAGAAGACGAAGCCCGUAAAAACAUUGACAAAAUAUUUGGAGUGGAUCAGGUCUCGCUUGUUCAAUCGACAGGGGAUAAUCUCUCCGACGACCUCAAAGAGCAGUUGCGGAAGAGUGAUAAGCAAGGGGAGUUAACUCUGAACCUGCAGAACAUCAACCUGGAGCUGGCGGAGAUUGAGAUGCUGGAACGUCGACGCGCGAGGCCAUGCAUGGUGGACAGUCUGGAGGCGGAGCUUGGCAGCACGGCAACGGAAGUUUGUGACGAUAGCACUCCAGAUGAUGAUGAAAAGCCAAGUGUUCCACAGGACGCGCCUGAGUGGGUAAGCCAGUGGGCUGCAUUGACCAAUCAGAAGGUCCAAAAUGGAACAGGUGACAUGGAGUUGUCUAGUCCCGGAUCCUCCAUCUCAGAUGAGGGGAAACCAGGGCGACGUGUUAAUGGUCUGAGCAGAAAGAGGCCUGGCACAGGGCGCCGCCUUCCCACAAUACCCCCGGGGACAUCAAGCCCAGCCAUGAGUGACCGUAGCAGCACAAAAGGGAGUCCUCGUUUAUCCAAAUGUGAUCUCACGGUAAACGGCACCGCUGCCAUUCAGACCACGCCUCGGCAGCGAGCUGUUAAGAUUUCUAGUCAUGUAACCGCUAAGUAUGAGGACACGGAUAGCGAGUCUAUUUCACUGACAAAAUAUGGAAGUGAGGUCGAAAGUCCUGGGGAUAUUAGUAGUCGAGGAAAAGACAGUAGUAAUGCUAGCAUUGUUAGCAUUGAUACUGACGUUCUCUUAAGAGACACUGAAACUGUAAUGCAGGCAAUGGAAAAACGACAUAAACAGCCCACUCACGAGUCUACAAAAGGUGUUGAUGGUUGUGAUAGUAAUUAUCUUCAGGAAAAUGGAUAUUCAGACGGAAUUUCAUAUUCUCAAACAGUAGUUUCACAAGGAGAUACUAGUAUCAUAGAUAAUGAUAGUGCUUUGUUGGACGAAAGUGCUGAUUUUGAAUCAGACACUUCUAGUGUUGUAGCUCUUGUUAAUGGGGAUGAGGACUUUGUUAAACCAACAUAUUACAAAAGUCCGAGAGACGUGUUGGGGAAAGGUAAAUUCAAACUUGCAGAAUCUUUGCCAUCUAAACCUUCCGUAAACAUGAGCGGUGCUAGCAGUAAAGCAAAAUCAUCGGAUAGUGACCGCCAGCGUAAACGAUCGACCGACGAAUCAAAAACAGUUGUUUCAGAUGUAUUUAGUGAUGUAAAUUUUGAUACCACAGCAAGAACUAAUGACACAAUAGACACUGAUGCUUCACAGUUUUCUAGACAGGGUUCCAAGGGGAAAGGAGGUCAGAUGUCAAUGACACGGCCCAACAGAGCAUUCGCGCUACGUCGUGCAAGGGCAGAUGGUGAGGAGCCUCCAGAUUCAGCACGAUCGACAGCCAGCACAGCCUCUGUGUCAACUGCCUCUACAGGCUUUAAAACUCCACGAGGUGGCGGUAGCCUCUCAAAUCUUACCAGGUCUGGUUCAUCAACUCCGCAAAAGCCGCGUAGGCCAAUGUCUGGGGUCUAUGACAGGAGUGCUCCAGAUUCUUCACGUACCCAGGAUUCUUCGCGGAGUCAGGCAAGUCUAGGUACUAAAAUUGUACAGAAAAGUCGUGAAAAUCUUAACACUGGUUUUGGUCGCGCUGACGGAGGUCGACAUAGUUUACGGGUAGUGAAAUCGCUGUCAAUACCUGCUCGUCACUCAGAAAGCCCAGGCAGUUCAGCAUCCACAAGGCAGAGGAAACCUGAAGGUACUAGUUCAACCAACUUACAGCACUCAAAAAGUUUACGGGUGACGGGUGUUAGUGCGAAAGAACGCUCAAAUUCAGUGUCAAGAUCAAAUAGAACUAAUUCACCUAAGUCUGCGGAAAGAAAUGCUUGGAAGAGAAGGAAAGAUUACGACCCAAGACGAGCUGUUGCGGAGGCAAAGCAAAAAACACGUACUGACCCAAAACGUAGAUCUGAGGGCGUGGAAAGUUUCAAUAGAGCUCGAGGUGUUACACGCUCUGCUUCUUUCACUAAUACCAAAGACCUUAAAUUAAGUUCAUACAAAUGUGAUUCCGCGUCCAGUACGGACGAACACAGUCGCCGAAGCAGUGGUGCAAGUGACGUCUUUGAAGACAACCUGCGCAGAGGGUUUGUGCCAUACAGUGGGCGUUCACUCGUGUCAAACAGCAGCGUGGAUGAUGAAGAGAUGGAAAGAUCCGCACGGUCCUCGUCUGCUCAGUCUUCCACAGUGACUGAAUCGAAAUCGAAGCGUGUAUCUCGCAUAUCGGCCCGCUCCCAGGCGGUGUCAGCCUUUACCCCACCCCCUCGCCAGCCCAUUCCACUGUCUGUUUACAAACCUACACCCCGGGCUCGGAGCUCAACCCGCUCCUCCCGGGCUAAAUUUACCCUAAAAACCCCAUCCCCGACCCCUGUCACCAGCGUAGCAUAUUCUCGGGAGAGACGCUCGGUGGAUAGUCUGAAGCUUCAUCAUUACACACUGCCCUCAGCUCGCUCUGAACACUCUGACACCAGUCAGAAAGUGCCUGAGUCCUACGACUCACUGAUAGUUUCUUCCGUAUACCAACUGUCCCUGAAGUUGAAAACACAGACGGACCGUACCAUGGAAAAACUCAGGGACAGCGACGUGAUAGAGAAUGGACUCGAGUCUCCUCUCGAUGAGCUGGAGGGCCAGUGUGCCAUCAGUGAGAUUCCUGCAUACAAGUCCGCGAACCAGGAACUGGCAAGCGUGCUAAAAAACCUCCGCAAGAUUGAACAACACAUUAAAAUAAUGACGGGAGUGCUAUUCCCGGACGAUGCAUCCAGCCCAGACACAAGCAGGGAGAAACAGGAGUACAUGAUGGAGAUUGAGCGAAUCAAAAACGAGCUAGCUGGCUUUCAGCCAAUAGAAACGCCUCGUGAUGAUGUGUGGACACACGCAGAGACUGCCUCCAUAGAAUCGGACUGUGAAGAACUUGGCACAAAUACGGAAUACUACUGAGCUUAAUCAUAUGAGUGUUUACCAGUAUUCCCAAACUCCUUAAGAGGCAGCGAACUUUCCAGAUGCCAGAAACUACAGUCCCUGACGCAAUUUUCUGAUAAGGGACCCCCUACAUUCAGCAUACUGAGCAUCACUGGGACCCCCCACCCCGAAAUCGGAAUACACUUUAAUUUUAUGUUGAUCAUAACAUUGGACCCCAUAAAAUUUAACUAGACAAACCCCAAUUUGUCACCCAUGAGGGUUCUAGGAUCCCUAGUUGAAACUUAUGGGGAAAAUCCGGAGGAAGUGCAGAAUUAUUAGUUAAAACCCCAUUUUGUUCUCAGCAUUUUCAAAAAUGGAGUUUUAAGUGAAUUUUAUUGGGUCAAGGUAUAUUUACCAGUGAUAUUGGCCAGUCAUCAGUUGUCAAUCAGGCCAAUAAUUGUUAUAGAAUUAUAUAUUGUAAAUCUUAUUAAAGGGUGGCAUUAUCCAAUGGAUUCACUGAAAGUUAGAACUCCACUACAUGAUAUUGUCUUAACCUGCAAUGAUAACUUUGGUGACUCCAUCAAUUUUGUCAUUGGCUUAAAACGCUGAACAUACAAAAUACAAUAUUUUACAAUGGAAAUGAUUUUGGAAUGGAUUUAUCUUCAUAUGAUAAUAUGAACAAAGACUUUUUUGCCAAUACUGUUUUGUUAUAUUCAAAGCAUAACAUUCAAUACAUUGCUUGUGACACAACUUUUCUAUUAUAUACAAAAUCCAGAACAAAACCUGUUGUUCUAAUGGUGGGCUGUUUGUAAUUCUCAAUUGAAUCAAUGCAAUUCUUUAUAUUGUAUUUAGAUGUGCAAUGUUUAAAUCAUGCUGAUAAAAAAUUAAAAAUGAUUAAGUACAAAAUUUAUUUUGCUUAAGUUAAAGAAUAUUUAAAUGAUCUAUUUUUACACAGGUUUCUUUUUUUAUUAUAAUUAUUUAUUUUUUUAAUAUAUAAUGACAAAAUAACAACUCUGUGGCCAAAGUUCUAAAAAAAAAUCAGCAGGCACAUCCAUCCCCUUUCUCGUUUUUGGGACAUUCCUGUUGUGCUCCUAACCCUGCCCUGGUUGUUAAGCUCCAUCUCUGCCAGCUUCUCAACAAUCUCCGGGAUUAUUUUCUGCUUCCGCCCUACCAGCUCCUUUCUUAUUCUUUCUCUUUCCUUUAUGAUUGACCAUUGUUGCAAAUUCAGCUAUCGACUUCUCGAAACGACCUUUUUUUUCCACAAACUUCUUCUUCAUUGCCACAUCUUUCUUUGUAAUGUUCGUUACGGAGAACUGAGAGCCUGUGGUCCAUUCUUUUAAGAUGGUCACAAAAUUAACAAGUAUUGAAAACUGUAUGAAGGUUGAUCCCAUCCAGAAAGUUUACCUAGAACAAAGGCAAAACAUUCCAGCUGGGGUUAACAAAAAAAUCCAGUUCUCAUAAUGUGCUGUCUAAAUAUCGACACUUGUUUCUCAUACAGCGUCAAACUUGCCGUAAUUUUGCAGAGAAAAGGCAUUUGAAUGUAUACAUGAAGCUGGAUACUGUGAACAAAUGUGUUUCUUAAGCCCAUCGUCAACUACAGCAAAUCUAUGUAUAGUGUUGACAUUCGAGAACCAUUGUCAUAGACAUGAAUAAAUGGAAAUAGUUGUUUAAACAUACCCGUGCUUUAUUUAUUGGGGAAAGAUUGUUUAAACUAUGUCACCGUAAUGUUCAAAUAUACAUUUCAUCUGAUUUAGGGCAUAUGGCAUUCUUUAAAUUGUUGUCAUAUUUGUACCAUCCACAUUUCGUACCCACUGAGUAUAGAUUACAAAAUUACAUUACUUAUGUCUUCCUGUAAAAAAUUGCUUGUUUUCUGUGUUUCAACGGCUUUUACACUAGAAAUAAAUCAACCCUUGGAGCUAGCGAAAACACAUUUACAUUUUUUUUCUACAUGUACUGUUCUUUUGAUAAGUUAAAGGCAUCACUUUCUCUUAAAAGAUUACUGUGUAUCUAUUACAAAACCACAUUAAGAUUUUUUUUAACUUCAAGUGUAAAACAAAAUUUGUUAAAUUUCUUGAAAAAAACUAAUUCUUUAAAAUUGUGUUUUCAUUUGUUUAUUUUUAAACUGAAGUUACAAUAUUUUAAUUGCAGAAUAUCACUUUUUUCCAGUGAAAUAAAACAGUUAUGGAAAUUGUUAAAUUUUAGGAAAAGGUACAAUUUUACCAAUGCUUAUGUAAUUUGGCCCCUGAUUUACCCCCUCAAAAUCUGGUUUCUGUCACCUCAUUUUUUUAGGAUUGCCUUAUUGGCUGCAUUACUGAAAACUUAUUGUCAUUACGUCACUUUAUAAGAUAAUUGUAUGAAAAUCCCAUUGUCAUUUAGUUGGUAUGAAGAUAUAUACCCUACCCACAUGUAAUUCAACAUUCCGUAGAUACAAUUUUCUCCUUGAUAUUCUAUUGUUGAUCUGAAUGUAUUGUUAAGUAAGACUGUCGCUAACUGGUUUAAGAAAGAGAAUACAACAGCUUUGGGCAUUCUCAUUUGUUUGUUCAUCUGCCAAAUGUAUAUCAAGGUCAAAAAGCUUGCCACAUUGUGAAAUAAUGCCUGUUUAUGCCAGAGGUAUCAACUCUGACAAGGGCCCUGUUUCAAAAGAAAUCGAAGUUGUAUGCUGCUUAAGAGUGCUUUGGGACACCCAUCAAGCUAUGGGUAGAAUAUAGACAAUAAAAUUUAUUACAAUAUUUUUCAUUGAAACAAAGUUUAUGCCAUAAACAGGGCAAUGCCUGGAAUUUUAAGAUCUUAAGCAUUACGAGUUUUAUUGAAAUAGGUCUUCAGAUGGUGACAUUUAUUUUAUAUAUUUAUAUUGUAUGGAUAAUAAUAUAAAUAUAUAUUGAAAAAAUACCAUCUAUGGUCGAUACAGUCUUCUAUAGUUUUCAACUGUAUUAAAAUUUCUGAUUUCACAGACAGAAGUUUAUUCAUCAAAUAUUGAUAUUAUUCGUUUUAUUUGAAUUAAACCACAAUCCAAUUUGACAAAAUAUCAUUUCAAACACUAAAACAGAAAUAGUGAUAUACAAGUAUUUUGAUAGAAUAAAAAUAUUUCUGAGGUAGAAUUUGUUAAAAUUACUAGUAGAAACAAUUAAGGUUUCAUCUUAAUUAUGAUAUGGAUAAAAAGAUAUAUUGAAACACAUCUUGCGCAAUUGGUACAGUAGUUAGUCUUUGUGUGUAAUACAUGUAUUUCAGCUCGUUCGACCAUCUUGCAGUCAGCUUAAAAAAUGUUAACUGUUUUCGUGUACCUGUUCUUUUGUUAAUCUGUUUUUAAAGGUAAUGAUCUGUUUUUGUGACAUAUUCAUGCAAAGUUUAGUUUCACUGUUAUACAGUAUGUGCUGUUAUUAUGAGUCUAGAAAGUCUUUAUUAUAUGUGAAGUUAAUUGUGACUGUGAAGUUUACUAGUUUUAAGAAAUUACAAUUUUAUGUUGCUAAACUGUGAUAAUAUUAGCUUAUUAAUUCAUGUGUUUUCGUUUUUUUGGCUUCAAAAAUUAUUUGAUAUGUUUUUGAAAUAUAGAGGUAACAUAAGCUUCUAUGUGGCGAAAUAAACUAUGAAAAUAUA
This is a messenger RNA of Mya arenaria, 10070 nucleotides long. Its product is annotated as centrosomal protein of 170 kDa-like. Bases 1380 to 6515 code for a protein of 1711 amino acids. The transcript is spliced from 18 exons. NCBI's taxonomy places the organism in Eukaryota, Metazoa, Mollusca, Bivalvia, Myida, Myidae. Gene Ontology annotation, molecular function: protein binding. The record is from RefSeq and is a predicted model, not a curated record.